Messenger RNA from Hippoglossus stenolepis (Pacific halibut), 789 nucleotides. RefSeq names its product C-type lectin lectoxin-Phi1. The transcript is spliced from 4 exons. NCBI's taxonomy places the organism in Eukaryota, Metazoa, Chordata, Actinopteri, Pleuronectiformes, Pleuronectidae. Bases 97 to 789 code for a protein of 230 amino acids. The record is from RefSeq and is a predicted model, not a curated record.
AGCUGGUGUUACAUUUCCCUAAAUCUACACUAGAACUAGUUCAGUUUGGUGUUAGUGGUGAACACUGGCACAGACAGUCCACAGAGCAGCAUCAGGAUGGAAGGGAUCUUCAUUGGUGUCUUGUGUCUCUCAGGGUGCCUCACCUUCUCCACAUGCCUCCUCCAUCAGUACCACUUUGUGUCUGAUGCAAAGACUUGGACUGAAGCUCAGAGCUACUGCAGAGAGAUGUACACAGACCUGGCCACUAUUGAAAACACUGAAGAAAUGAAGAAACUUAAAGACACAGUUUCCGCCGCUGGUCACAGCUCUAAGGUUUGGAUUGGCCUGUACAGUCAUAUUGACUGGAAGUGGUCAGAUGGGUUCACAGGGACUGGAGCUGAAUAUAGGAACUGGAAGUCUCCUGACCCAUCCAAUGUAGAAGCCAAUGAGCUCUGUGUGAUCCAGUUAAAGUCUGGAACAUGGUAUGAUAUUGACUGCCAUAGGAAGAGUCCAUUUGUCUGCUGCAAUGGAACAUUAGAGGAUUCUGACUUUGUGCUGGUGAAUACAGCAAAGAAUUGGUCUGAGGCUCAGAGGCACUGCAGAGAACACUACACAGAUCUGGCCACUGUGAGGAACAACGCUGACAGAGACAAGAUACGGAACUUGAUGAAACAUCUCGAUUGGGCAUCGAUCGCAGUUAAGACGUUGGUGAAGGUGAGGGUGGAGCUACAGGACUCCUCUGUGGACCUGAAUGACCCUUCUGUGAAAGAACAGAUUCUGAAAGAGGCAAGUCUCCAAAAUCCACCCUGA